AUGAAUCGAAUUGCAGUCUACGGCCAUCGGGGCUGGGCCAGCUCAGCUAUCGUCGCAGCCCUCAUCUCCUCCGGAGCCCCGAUUAAAGUCCUAUACCGUCCCGGGUCCGACAUCUCAUCUCUCCCCGACUCGGUUGCCAAGGUUCCCGUCGACUUGGACGAUCAAGACGCCGUUAUUGCUGCUUUGCGGGAUGUAGAUGUUGUUAUAUCCCUGGUCGGACACGAAGGCGUCACCCGCCAGCUCGGCCUGGUGAACGCCAUCCCCAAGACGAACGUGCGUCUUUUCGUCCCGUCUGAUCUCGCCGCGCGGUAUGACAAGCAGGGCCUGCGUAUCCCAGUCAACCAGGCCAAGGACGAGGUUGAGAUCGCAGCCCGCGCUGCUGGGAUUCCAGUUACAGUGGUCCUGACCGGGAAUUUCGCGGAGUUUGCCCUGGCUACACCGGCUAUGGGGGUAGACCGUCGCCAUAAUAGGAUUAUCUUUACCGGCGAGUCAGAACACAAGGCUCUUAAUCUUUGCACUCGGUCUUACGUUGCCGCCGCGUACGCCUCCAUUUUCGCCUCAACCCCCAUCGACCAACUCAGGGACCGAACCAUAGCGCUGUGCGAGCUCCGGGCAACAGGAAUGGAAAUAGCCCACGCUUUAACAGCGCAGCAUGGCUCUCGAACACUGUGGAAGCACGAAUCAGCCCAGUCUAUCAAUGAAGUAGUCGAGACGUCGAUUACGACUGGCAAUAAACUCGCGCUGGCGUUCUACUGCCGCAAUAUCUGGGGAAACGGGCAACAGACUGUGAUGAUGGGAUAUGACUUUUGGGAUGUGCAGGGUUAUCGGAAGGCGUCGUUGCAUGAGCUUAUUGUAGAGGGGGGGCUGGAGGGAUAUCGCGAGCUGCCAACGGAGAUUCUGGAGUUUUUUGAAUCGCAUUUCCAGCAGUGCGCUUAG
Messenger RNA from Aspergillus versicolor CBS 583.65, 936 nucleotides. RefSeq lists its product as uncharacterized. The record is from RefSeq and is a predicted model, not a curated record. The coding region runs from base 1 to 936 and encodes 311 amino acids. The transcript is spliced from 4 exons. Lineage: Eukaryota; Fungi; Ascomycota; Eurotiomycetes; Eurotiales; Aspergillaceae.